This is a messenger RNA of Dinoponera quadriceps, 6997 nucleotides long. RefSeq names its product serine-rich adhesin for platelets-like. The coding region runs from base 347 to 6748 and encodes 2133 amino acids. NCBI's taxonomy places the organism in Eukaryota, Metazoa, Arthropoda, Insecta, Hymenoptera, Formicidae. The transcript is spliced from 12 exons. The record is from RefSeq and is a predicted model, not a curated record.
UUCUAGUGUCAAGCGCAAUCGACAUCCGAUUGGCUGUCUGCUGGAGAAUACCUAAAGUCCCUAAGCAUCUCCGGACAAUGAAAUGACGGCGACAAAUUGGUUGGCGGGAAAUUCCAAUAUAACCGCGAAACGUGUGCCGAGGUGAACAAAGUGAAGCGUCUUUUUCGAAACGGUCCGAGUCGAAUAUGUAAACAAAGAAACUCCCCGUGCACGUUGGCAACACUACAAAUGUUUAUUGCUGUCGAGACGCAGUAGCUUGGUGUCGUCAAAGUGUCGCUUUCGCAUCACGACGGACGGGUCUCCCAAUGAAGUGUCUUGGAAAAUUACGCGACACCAGAAGGCAACCAUGGAAGCACUAUUGCCAUCCGAAAUAGCUCGACUGGUGCUCGGUUAUUUGGAGGACCAGCAGUGUACAGAAGCAGCCAAGCAGUUUUUGGAAUCAUCUCCGCACUUACAAGAAUGUCGGACAGUGGUUGCUCAUGGAAAGAGGUUCAGUACCAAAGUUAACGGUUUAACGCUGAUGGAUAUCAUUGAGAAGUUCUCUGCCAUCAGCACUAUGAUUCAGGAACGGUUAAACAAAGCGACAGAUUGCGAGCAGUUGAAGCAUUGUGGGGAUCUAAUAGAGCAGCUGAAAUUCCUCGUGGAAGAGCCGCGUGGCCAGCGAUUUGUCGUAAACAUUAAUGUACCUUCUCAGAGUAACACGCAAGCAUCGAACGGCUCGCCUAUUAUCGCAAAUAGCAUGCGUAGAAGGCGUCAUAGUAACAGCGAGCGGAACAAACGCACCGCCAAACCCCAAUCGAAUGCGGCGCAACCGAAUGGGGACAUCGUAACGACCUCACCGAUUCCUCACAAUGUCGACACAACCCCGUUAGAGAGUCUGCCCGGGAAUGUCAGCUCGUUCAGGCAGACGGAAUCUGUGAACGAUAGGAUUGAGAGAAGCGACGACAACGUUGCGCAAGGAUCGCCCAGUCAAUAUGACUUCGAGAAAAACGACGGGAUGUGGAGUACACGACAAUUCGAAGCUAAUAUCGAUGGUAAAAGGAGGGAGGAUAUCAGCAUCACGACGAGCACACCGUCACUCAAACGAUGCACAGCCGCGACAAAUACGGAGGAGCUGUUGAGAUUCUCCAGUACGGAGGUGCAGACCAAUCCUUACGAGAUACCGGAAUCGGAAUCUGAAUCGAACGACGAGCCCAUCGAGAAUCUCAGCAUAUUAACGAAAGAAAUCUUGAAUCGUACAGAGUUACAAGAAUGUAUUGCCGAAAAUAUCAAUAGAGCAAUCAUUCCUACGGACGUAUCUCUGAGGGAUGAGAGUUUCCACGAGUCGGUCAGCGGCGAAGGGAACACUUCUAUUAUGGCCGAGUUGAAUAAUGCUAUUAAGUCGAUUGUUGAAGCGACGGAGACCGAUCCCGUGUUCGAGAAGUUUCUCGAUGAGAUCAUCGGGCCACAUACAGAGACCGAUACCAGUCCCGAAGAGGAUGGUGAAGGAAAGCACAGUCCGAAGUUCCUCAACGAAGCGGCGGAGAAACACGCGGAAGCCGCCUUUGGCAGCAUCAGCUCGCCGGAGCCAACGAUAGUAGACACCACGAGAGCAUCCGCGGAGAACAGUGCGGCGGAAGUGCCGCUGAAGCACAGACUACGCAGCUCUUCCAGGCAGCAAAAUGUCAGAACCGAGGACGAGGCGGAGAAAGCGAAAGAUCAGGAUAAGGAACAGAAUACUCUGGAGGAUCAGAAUGCGGCUGCGGUAUUAAGUAUCGUAAAUGUCAAUAUCACGAAUAACACGUCCAAUGAGAAGAAAACUCUCGACGACGCGAAAGAACCGACGGUCGCCGCAGGUGAAGUUACGGAGAGCAAGGUCGUUCAUACUGCAUUGACGGCCGCCGUCGCGAUGAGCAAAGAGGACGCGACGACGAAGCCCUUGACAUCGACGAACAUUCAAAGGGCGAGCAACGUCGCGCCGUCCGCGGGCGGCAAUGCGGAGCCGAAAAUCAGGAAGUCGACGGUGAAACGGCCGAGGCCGACGAGACCGAAGCGCGAUCAGGCGGCCAACGACGAUCAGGUCGUGGCGAAGCAGGAUGUGACAAACGUCACGCCUACGUUGGUCGUGUGCUCGAAGGAAGAGAUAAGUAACCUGCUGAGCGUGAAUCACUCGUCGACCAUCAGGUCGACCUCCGCAUCCCGCUUCAUCCCGAUCGCGCCGAAAGACCCGAACAGGAUCGCCGCUCCCGUGGAAACCAUGUACCUGAGAACGGUGAACCUGGCGCAGAAACUGCCGAUCGUUGCGGUGGGGGAGCCGGCUGAUCCGGUCGCGAGUCAAGCCCCGUCUUCCCAGAGGAGGACCAGCAAGGUGAGCAAGACGGUGAAAACCGUGAACAAGGUGGACGCAACGCUGACGCCCGUGAUCAUCGAGCAACGGCCGGCGGCUCAGGAAGCCGCGCAGACGAUCGGUAAGCACGCGGCCGGCGAGUCUCAGGUGAUCACCCUCUACGGCAACAACGAGAGCAGCGCGAAAACGUCCUUGGACAGCGCCAAUAUGCCGACGAUCAGUCUGGAGGAGAACAUCAGUCUGUCGGAGAGCGGCCUCUCGCCGUACCUGAAGUUCAACUGCAGCAAGACCGGCCAGAGCCACAAUCUCUCGGACAUCGACCUCACGUCCAUGAUAGAGAGUGCCAAGUGCACCAUCGUCACCACCGCCACCACGACGACGACAACGACGACGACGACGACGACGAUCGACGGCACCGGCGCAGCGGAGCCGACGGUCCCCACAGACAUCAUCGUCAAGCGCACUCCCAAAUCCCUGUUGAAGAGCCGCUCCAAGAACCGCAAACUGAGCCUGUCGACGCCGCGCAAACGAAACAGCCACAUAAGAGCACUCGACUUCAGCACCCCGCCGAAGGUGAUCAGCUCCGCCAGGAAGGCGAGCGAGACGACGGCUCAGUUCUCGGCCGCGGCGACGAAGCGCCUCAAGUCCGUCUGCAGGACGUCGUUGUUCAAGUCACCGCCGUUCUCCGGCUCCCCGGCUACCACCGCUCAGCAGCAGAGCCCGGUGAAGGUUUGCCAGUCUUACAAGAUCCCGAUAGCCACCAGGAGCCCGGCGCCCAAGCUGAUGGGCGGCUGGGACAAGUUCAACGGGGUCGGCGUGAUUAUCGGCGACGUGUCCUCGCACGGCAGCACCAGCGCGUCCUCCUCCUCCGAGGACAGGGUUCAGCAGAAAACGUCGAGGACGCCGACGGAAAGUUGGGACGCCGACCUACGGAAGGGCCUGCAGUCGAGCAAGAAAGACGAGGCCGAGGUGAAGAGACCCACGAAGAGGAGGCACUCCAACAAGGAGGAGAAUAACGCGACGCACAAGCGGAGCAAGCACAAUCAGCAGUCGACGACGAAGAGCAGGGACAAGAGGAGGAGCUGCGAGACGACUCAGGAGACGGAAGACGCCAAGGAGUCGCGUGAGCAUCUCCAGGAAGGUGCGAAGACCGCGUGCACGGAGAAGAAUCCCGGCGUCGUGAACGAGCUGUCUACGAGCAGGUCUGAUAAGGUUUCUUCGAGGCCAGUCGAUGUCCCCGUCGAGGCGUCCGCGAAGACGGACGGUAACCAGGCAGCGGUAGCCGAGAAGAAGCCCGUGAAGAAGUACGUGCAGCUGAAAACGAUCAGGACCAACCUGAAGAAGCCUGACAACGUCGAGGGCGGCAAGAGGAAGAACGCGGAGGACGCGGGCCAGACGACGACGAGCAGCAGCUCGCAGAUGUCCGAGCUGUCGAGGAUUCUGUCCGCCAGCAGCGCGCAGCGCAUGCUCCGGGUGCCGGACACGAUCGACGUGGAGACCCCGAGGAAGUUCAACAACGACGGCACGUCCGUACCGCCGCCUACGCCGAGGAUGCUCAGCCCCGGCAACAACGCCGUGACGCCGUUCAUCAAGCUCAGCGACGACUCCGGCAGACUGCGCGGCAGCUUCAUCAGCACGCCCGAGUUCCCGAUCACCCCGUGCAUAGCGUUGACGCCGAAGCACACGGAGGAGACGACCAGGGACGUCGUGAAGAAGAACGAGUACAGCUCGCCGUAUUACAAGCCCACCUGCGAGCAGACGGCGGCCGAGGGCGGCGGUAUGUCCAAGUUCAAGAGCGUCCCCGCCGUCAGCCUGGAGUCGCCGGUGGUCUCGUCGUCCCACAUCAAACUGCACUCGACGCACAGCAGCCUCGCCUCCAGCGGGGCGUCUUACCAGACCUCCAGCUGCACGACCACCACCAAGCUGGAGAUCACGCAGUUCGAGGUGAUCAAGGAGAACCUGCCGAAGGAGGAGGCGAUCAAGGAGUUGAAGAUCGCGUCGAACAGCACCAAGGACUCGGAGCUCGGCGCCUCCUCCGCCUCCGUCGUCGCGGUGGAGGAGCGCCAGGUGGGUCGGAUCGACGGGCUUCCGGAUGCGAGCGACGAACACCGCCAGCGUGAAGCCGCCACGGUCGAGGUGGACGGCAACUACGAGAGCGCCAGCUCGUCGACGUCCGACAUCUCGUCCUCGUCCGACUCCUCGUCGUCGUCGUCCACCUCCACCACGGGCUCCUCGUCGUCCUCGUCGUCGUGCUCUUCGGCCGGCAAGAACAGCCUCUCGCCGACGAAGACCGCGCACGCGUCGGCGGCCACGCACGGCGCCGACGACGAUAGCAACCACCCGGACGUCGAGCCCGCGAUCGAGGAGGAGUCCUCGCCGAAGAAGGUGUUCGCUAUCGAGAAGACCAACGAGCAGCUGCAGGCCGCGCCGCUGGAGACGCCCGCGAAGGACGAAGCCCUGUUGAACGAGGCGGACAUCUCGGAGACCCCGAGCAGCUCGAAGAGCGGCGUCGAGAACCUGACGAACCUCUCGACGAAGAUCUCGGCGAUCAUCACGGAGGACGAGAAGCAGUCGAAGGAGACCAAGACGGCGAACCGUGGCCGCUCGAAGCCGAAGGUGACGAGCGUGCGUUGCAUCCGGCCGGACUCGUCGCGUGCCGUCGUCGCGGAGCUCGUCGGCCCGGCCGAGCCGCACGCCUCCACCACGUCCGCGUACAACAAGCUGAUCGCCCAGCUGGAGGAGAAGCGGCAGCGCAUGAUCGCCAAGUUCCGGGACACGCCCAAGUCGAACCUCGGCGGCGGCGCGACGCGCAAGCACAUGCUGAUGAGCAAGGCCUCCAACGACGCUCGCAGCAAAGGCGCCCAGUUCGCCAAGCUGAGCAUGCGGCAGACCGCGAGACGUCCUCGCGGCAACCCCGACAACAAGCCGGCGACGAUGCUUCCUGCUCGGAGCGUGCCUCGAGAAAGUAACCCGGCGAAGAACACGCGGAAGAGAUGCGAGUUGCAGAAACGGAGCUCCACGAGCGACGAGGAGAAGGGGAAGGGCGCGUCGAGGAGCGUGGAUUCCUCGACGACGAACGGUCAGGUGAACAGACCGCCCAACGACCCGGCAACGAAGCAGCAGGUGCUCGCGAGCGACGUCGGCAACGCGAGGACUAACUUGCUCGAGGAUUGUACCGGCAAGGAGACGGGAUCCGCGCGAUCGCACGCCGCGGAGCCUUCGUCGGAGGAGCGGUUGGUCGCCGAGGAGAACGCAGAGAGGAGCUGCACCGGUAACGUCGACCGAGAAGAGGCCGGGAAGGCGUCCGGAGACGGCGACGUCUCGGAGAGGGAGGCGAAGUCCGCCGAGAGGCACGUGGUUGGGCAGGAAAGCUUAGUCUUGGGAGACAAGCCGCCGGAGUCGCGGAGCGAUCAGGUUCCGGAGGACCGAGGAGCGGGGAAGCCGAGGCAGUUCGCGAGUCACCUCGACAAGGCCAAGUGCAUACUGAAGUGCAAGGUGGAUCAAGUGAAGCGCGACCUGUUCAGCGACGAGGAGAGCGACCAGAAGGUGUCCUGCGUGGCGCAGAGGGACAAGAGCACCGAGGAGAAGAGGUCGGAGGGGACGCUGCAGGGUUUCACGAAGGAGCCUCCGAACGCUUCACGAGAGAAUGUUCGGCCGGAGAAUCCCAAGGAGGAGCUGUCGAGCGUCCUGCAGUGUCUGCAACUGGUGCCGGCGCACAAGAACGAGCUGGGUCAGAACGGCAAGCAGCAGCACCAACAGCCGAAUGAAGACGGGAGCAGAGGUACAAGCGAGAUGAAUGACAAUGAGUCGGGCCAAAGGACAGCCGACGUUCACCAUUACAAGGCAGAGUAUCACUUCGUGUACGACGACAGCGCGCCGAUGAGGAAGAGGCGGAGGAGAUACAGCGGGCACGAGUUGCAGAUCGAGAUCAACUACGCCGACCUGUCCGACCCGAAUCCCGUCGAGUGCAUCAAGAUGUUGAAAGCCACCGAAUUCGAGGAGAUAUUCAACCUGCCGCCGAAGAACACGAAGAAGCGAACGUUGGCCAAGAAGGCGCCGUACAAGAGCGAGACGUCCGGCACGAGGACGGAGAACGAAGCGUUCACCUUGAGAGACAACACGAGCAAGUCUCUGGCUGCGUCGGCUCCCACGGACGAGUCGUCGGGAGCGAAAGUGAAGAAGCCACCGAUCAAGACCGCGGCCGGCAGAUCCGACGCCCAGUCCGAGCUGAAGAAGAAACCGAAGCCCGAGAAGACGCAGGAGAAAGUGUCGGAGGUCGCCGCGAAAAACCGCAAGAGAAAGCUGUCGGAAACCAAAGAAACAAAACAGAUCGAAAAGAAGCCAUGCGCGACUGAUCCGCAGACGCUACUCAGCAACGUGGACCUGAAUAAAUUCUUGGCUACAGUGCACGGGCCUGAAUAAGAAGUGCUCUCUAUGGCACCAUCUUAGCUUAGAUUGAACAAUGUUCAUUGUAUAAUGUGUAAAUAUCGUACUUUUACGUGUUACAAAGCUGCGUGUAUUUUCUAUUUUGAUAUAACGAGACAUAGUAUUUUACGUAUUUUAAUGUUAGCAAUUUAGGAAUCACUAGUUACUUGUGCAAAUUUUUAUAUGCUUUUUUAUGAUAUUCUGACUCACUGGUGCGAUCAAUGAUUGACGAACGUGUAUAUACCA